This is a messenger RNA of Ciona intestinalis (vase tunicate), 1854 nucleotides long. Lineage: Eukaryota; Metazoa; Chordata; Ascidiacea; Phlebobranchia; Cionidae. The record is from RefSeq and is a predicted model, not a curated record.
UUUUAUAUAAUACCCUGUUUUAUAUAGUAGAAUACUGCAUCAUCUAAUUGUGUUAAUUCGUUUGCACAUUUAUUAGAAAUAAAGUUUAUUUUAAGUGGAUUUUAAGGAAAUACGGUCUUAGCAGAAUAACGUUUAUCCCAAAAAUAUUUAAAAUAAAGGUCUUAUAACUAUCGGAAUCAAUUUAAUUUUAUUCCGUUACCUCCACUACAAGGCAUAAUGUAAAUAAUCUUUAGUGGCUCAUCUGGUAUAAAAAGUUUUUACAUACGCAUUAAAUACCGAAACGAUGGAAAAUAUUAAAUUUCAAACAUUGUGGAUUGGUUGCCAUGUUUUGUCUUUAUGUUUUAAUUAUUCUCUAAUCUUCGCUAAGGUUAUUGAGGAGACAUAAAGUUAUUAUCUUUAUUACUAUGUUGAAAACCAAGUUUUUUCAUUGUUUUAUCUGCCAAUUGGCAAGGCUUCAUCAGGGAACCUCGUUAGAACAGUAAUUACAAUUUAAUCAUUAUUUUCAGAUACUUAAAAAUAAUGGAAAUAUUAAAUUCCAUUAUUGUGUUAACAAUUAUUACUUAUGCCGAAUAUUCUUCAGCUAAUGUUCAAAGCAAAGGUGAGGUUUAAUAUGCUUACAAUUCAAAGUAAUAACAACAUUAUUUUUGCAGUGGUUCUGGGAUUUACUAUAAACAUCGAUACAGGAGUAGCAAUCGAGAAUUAUCGUCCUAUUUUUGCUUAUGAAAACAUUACAUUGGCGCAAGAAGGUUCCAGAAAGUUAACUAAUGGAACAGGAGUUAUUGUCUAUAAAAUUCCUGACAUUUGCUCACCAAUCAAUUAUUGUGGAGACGCAAAUUUAACAAAUUGUCAACCAUUAGAAACUUCUAUUGCUAGAUGUUCUUGCCAUAGUGGAUAUUUUUUGAUGGUCAAAUUGGAUAAACAAAACAAAACCAAAAUUAUUUGCAAACCAGGUAGAUGUCUAUCAGAGAAGCCUUGUAAUUUAAACCAAACAUGCGAAGAUACUUCUGUCAAUAAUUACACAUGCAAUUGUCAACCAGGAUUUGAAAUGAAAUCUUCAAAAUGCCAAGACAUAGAUGAAUGCACUCGAAACCCAUGUAACAACCAAUCUUCUACUUGUACCAACACUGUGGGAAAUUACAGCUGCAUUUGCAGGAAUGGUUAUGAAAACAAAGAUAAUAUCUGCCAAGAUAAGAAUGAAUGUGACUUUGCGUAUGACUAUUGUGAUCUACAAUCAACUUGCACAAACACAAAUGGAAGUUUCUAUUGUGAAUGCGACCCAGGUUUCCAUGGCAACGGGACUGUCUGCACAAAAGAGAUGCUGACAUACGAGCUUGCAGAAAAGAUAGCUUACGCAACUCUCAUUAUACAUGGGGUGUAUGCUCUUAUGCUAGGAUUUGUGUUCAUGUCAUACUAUUGCCCCAACAUAGUGACGACAACUUUCUGGAAGUUUUGGGACUAAAAUCACUUGUUUUUAUUACGGCUCCUAAGAACCCAUUAGAAAGAAAUUGCCACAACUGUCGUUUUUCAUGGGACGGGGUAUUGGUAAUGAUUUUAACUAGCAUCACUUGUCCAUACGCUACUUAAUGUAUUUUUAACAUUUUCUACUAUAAAAUAUCUUUUUAGCAACAAUGAACAGGGUGUUCAGAAAGUCACUGUGCGCUGAUUUAAUAAUUCAAUCAGUCUAUUCCAAGGGAGCAGCUGAUUAAGGUGUUUAGAAACAAAAUAAGAAGGGUCAAAGCCUAUAUUGAUGCUAACGGGGGUCACUUUCAACAUCAUUUAUAAUUGUCAUUCAUAUUUACCUCCUGAAUUCUAUACUGAAACAUGUCUGUUAAUAAAUAUGUAAGUGCACAGUGA